CGGAGGGAGGGAGGGAGGGAGAGAAAGAAAGAGAGAAAAAGAAGGGAAGGGAGAGGGAGACGGCUGCAGCCCGAGGACAAGCGCGGAGCGGCGGGCCGAGCGGGGGGCGGGAGACAGGAAGGAGGGAGGCGAGCGGAGGGAAGGGGAAGAGGUCGGGGAGCGAGGGCGGGAGCGGUCGCGGUCGCGAUCGAGCAAGCGAACGAGCGGGCGAGGGGACGCCCUCCCCUAGCCUCCAGUGCCCCGCUUCCCUCGCCGCCGCCCCGCCAGCAUGCCCGGCGUGGCCCGCCUGCCGCUGCUGCUCGGGCUGCUGCUGCUCCCGCGUCCCGGCCGGCCGCUGGACUUGGCCGACUACACCUAUGACCUGGCGGAGGAGGACGACUCGGAGCCCCUCAACUACAAAGACCCCUGCAAAGCGGCUGCCUUUCUUGGGGACAUUGCCCUGGACGAAGAGGACCUGAGGGCCUUCCAGGUACAGCAGGCUGCGGAUCUUAGACAGCACACCGCUCGUAAGUCCUCCAUCAAAGGUGCAGUUCCAGGAAACACUUCUAACCCCAGCUGCCAGAGCACCAACGGGCAGCCUCAGAGGGGAGCCUGUGGGAGAUGGAGAGGCAGAUCCCGUAGCCGACGGGCGGCAACGUCCCGACCAGAACGUGUGUGGCCCGAUGGGGUCAUCCCCUUUGUCAUUGGGGGAAACUUCACUGGUGCUGCUUCUACUGUGGUCGCCGACGUGCACCGGCCGCCCCCAAGCCAUCAUUCCAUCGGCAAGAACUGUGACAAGUUCGGCAUCGUGGUCCACGAGCUGGGCCACGUCGUCGGCUUCUGGCACGAACACACUCGGCCAGACCGGGACCGCCACGUUUCCAUCGUUCGUGAGAACAUCCAGCCAGGGCAGGAGUAUAACUUCCUGAAGAUGGAGCCUCAGGAGGUGGAGUCCCUGGGGGAGACCUAUGACUUUGACAGCAUCAUGCAUUAUGCUCGGAACACGUUCUCCAGGGGCAUCUUCCUGGAUACCAUUGUCCCCAAGUAUGAGGUGAACGGGGUGAAACCUCCCAUUGGCCAAAGGACACGGCUCAGCAAGGGGGACAUUGCCCAAGCCCGCAAGCUUUACAAGUGCCCAGCCUGUGGAGAGACCCUGCAAGACAGCACAGGCAACUUCUCCUCCCCUGAAUACCCCAACGGCUACUCUGCUCACAUGCACUGCGUGUGGCGCAUCUCCGUCACACCCGGGGAGAAGAUCAUCCUGAACUUCACAUCCCUGGACCUGUACCGCAGCCGCCUGUGCUGGUACGACUACGUGGAGGUCCGAGAUGGCUUCUGGAGGAAGGCGCCCCUCCGAGGCCGCUUCUGCGGGUCCAAACUCCCUGAGCCCAUCGUCUCCACUGAUAGCCGCCUCUGGGUUGAAUUCCGCAGCAGCAGCAAUUGGGUCGGAAAGGGCUUCUUUGCAGUCUACGAAGCCAUCUGCGGGGGUGAUGUGAAAAAGGACUAUGGCCACAUUCAAUCACCCAACUACCCAGAUGAUUACCGGCCCAGCAAAGUCUGCAUCUGGCGGAUCCAGGUGUCUGAGGGUUUCCACGUGGGCCUCACGUUCCAGUCCUUUGAGAUUGAGCGCCACGACAGCUGUGCCUACGACUAUCUGGAGGUGCGUGACGGGCACAGUGAGAGCAGCACCCUCAUCGGGCGAUACUGUGGCUACGAGAAGCCCGAUGACAUCAAGAGCACAUCCAGCCGCCUCUGGCUCAAGUUCGUCUCUGACGGGUCCAUUAACAAAGCGGGCUUUGCAGUCAACUUUUUCAAAGAGGUGGACGAGUGCUCUCGGCCCAACCGCGGGGGCUGUGAGCAGCGGUGCCUCAACACCCUGGGUAGCUACAAGUGCAGCUGUGACCCCGGGUACGAGCUGGCCCCAGACAAGCGCCGCUGUGAGGCUGCCUGUGGCGGAUUCCUCACCAAGCUCAACGGCUCCAUCACCAGCCCGGGCUGGCCCAAGGAGUACCCCCCCAACAAGAACUGCAUCUGGCAGCUGGUGGCCCCCACCCAGUACCGCAUCUCCCUGCAGUUUGACUUCUUUGAGACAGAGGGCAAUGAUGUGUGCAAGUACGACUUUGUGGAGGUGCGCAGUGGACUCACAGCCGACUCCAAGCUGCAUGGCAAGUUCUGUGGUUCUGAGAAGCCCGAGGUCAUCACCUCCCAGUACAACAACAUGCGCGUGGAGUUCAAGUCCGACAACACUGUGUCCAAAAAGGGCUUCAAGGCCCACUUCUUCUCAGACAAGGACGAGUGCUCCAAGGAUAACGGCGGCUGCCAGCAGGACUGCGUCAACACGUUCGGCAGUUAUGAGUGCCAGUGCCGCAGUGGCUUCGUCCUCCAUGACAACAAGCACGACUGCAAAGAAGCCGGCUGUGACCACAAGGUGACAUCCACCAGUGGUACCAUCACCAGCCCCAACUGGCCUGACAAGUAUCCCAGCAAGAAGGAGUGCACGUGGGCCAUCUCCAGCACCCCCGGGCACCGGGUGAAGCUGACCUUCAUGGAGAUGGACAUCGAGUCCCAACCUGAGUGUGCCUACGACCACCUGGAGGUGUUCGACGGGCGAGACGCCAAGGCCCCCGUCCUCGGCCGCUUCUGUGGGAGCAAGAAGCCUGAGCCCGUCCUGGCCACAGGCAGCCGCAUGUUCCUGCGCUUCUACUCAGAUAACUCGGUCCAGCGAAAGGGCUUCCAGGCUUCCCAUGGCACAGAGUGCGGGGGCCAGGUACGGGCAGAUGUGAAGACCAAGGACCUUUACUCCCACGCCCAGUUUGGUGACAACAACUACCCUGGGGGUGUGGACUGUGAGUGGGUCAUUGUGGCGGAGGAAGGCUACGGCGUGGAGCUCGUGUUCCAGACCUUUGAGGUGGAGGAGGAGACUGACUGCGGCUACGACUACAUGGAGCUCUUCGACGGCUACGACAGCACAGCCCCCAGGCUGGGGCGCUACUGUGGCUCAGGGCCUCCUGAGGAGGUGUACUCGGCGGGAGAUUCUGUCCUGGUGAAGUUCCACUCAGAUGACACCAUCACCAAAAAAGGUUUCCACCUGCGAUACACCAGCACCAAGUUCCAGGACACACUCCACAGCAGGAAGUGACCACUGCCUGAACAGGGGCGGGGACCGGAGCCUGCUGCCCUUGGUCACUUAGACUGGACAGUUGGGGUGGGCGGAAGGCGACGCACCACACCUCUCCCCCAGGCCCCAGGACCUGCAGGGCCAAUGGCCCGGUGAGACUGUCCAUAGGAGGUGGGGGGAACUGGACUCCGGCGUAAGCCACUUCCCCACAACCCCUCGACCAGCAAGGGGCCGGGGCCGGGGAGCAGAGCUUCCCCAAGACAUUUCAAAGUCACCAUUCCUCUCUUCGGGGGCCCUGCCUGGUGGCAAGAAGGAAUAUCAGCAGGACCCCGUUGCCGUCCCUGUGUCUACACGCUGUAUUGUGUAUCGCCGGGGGCAUUAUCUUCAUUGUAAUGUUCAUUUCCCACCCCUGCUCCAGCCUCGAUUUGGUUUUAUUUUGAGCCCCCACUACACCCCCCAGUUUCCUGGGGCACAAGUGUCUGUGUGUGUCCCCCAGGAGCCGCUGUGGGAAGCUGAUGGGGAGGGGAUGGAGGAACAAGACAGGGCUUCUCUCAGGCCCAGUGGCCGGUCAGCCACACCAGGGCACCACAGCCAAUAAACCGAAAGUGUUACAGCCAA
Cercocebus atys (sooty mangabey) is the source of this 3715-nucleotide messenger RNA. It is a transcript of the gene BMP1, whose product is annotated as bone morphogenetic protein 1. The transcript has 19 exons. Gene Ontology annotation, molecular function: calcium ion binding; metalloendopeptidase activity; zinc ion binding. The record is from RefSeq and is a predicted model, not a curated record. The coding region runs from base 269 to 3118 and encodes 949 amino acids. NCBI's taxonomy places the organism in Eukaryota, Metazoa, Chordata, Mammalia, Primates, Cercopithecidae. Gene Ontology annotation, biological process: proteolysis.